AUGGCCGAUCAAAAGGACUUUGCACUAGACGCAAUAGGCCAAACGGGAUCGAAGACAAGAUUGCGGCUCCCCCUGCUGGCCAAUCCCGUGGCCGUCGAUGCUCGCCAAUCUGGGGUCUUGGCUCGGCGAAUCCUCCAUGCGCAGCUAGUCGGACCACAGACCAUCUCAUUGCUUCCUCUCCUCUCUACGGCGGCUUUUGCUGCUUCUGACGACUUCAAGCUGACCAGCACUGGAUGUGCCGAUGCGUCUGGCUUCAGCAGUUGCCAAAAGCAGGCAAACGACCAGCUGAGCACUUGUAUCGCCCAAGCCGACAAGGACAACAGCCAAACAGAGAUUCUGGCCUGUGGCUGUCAGAACUAUGUCGACAACUACAACUGCUACUCAGCCUUCUGCUGGAACCGAGUCUGGGAGUGCGAGUACCAGAAUUACAUUGUCGAAUAUUUCCUCAACUGCCCCAUAGCCAAGCUGCCUGUGCCCUACUUCCCGACACCCAACAAUGUUCCUAAUGCGUGUUCAUGCAACCUGGGCAAGGUCUUCUUCGGUUACCAAGAUGCCAUCCAGGAGACGCUAACAUGCUCAAACAAUGCAAACUCGGGUGAUGCCAUGAGCAACCUUCAGCAGAUUCAGGGGUGCGACUGCUGCGAGAUUAGCGGUGCCAUAUCAACCUUCUUGAACAUCUGCCCCGAUACCGAUCCCGCCCUCCUUGGCCUCUCAAAUGUCAAUCAGCUUGAAUCGCAGCUCAACACACCGUUUGAUUCAUGCGGCUCUUACUUGGAUAAAUACGACUGUAUCUCCGUCCUGGGAUACUCUAUCGAUGGAGUCAGCACGUUCUACAAGCCCACCAACCUUCCCGCCACUGGAACAAAGACGCUCAGCAAUGUUGCUGGAACCGUGACCGCGCCUGCCAGUGGAACAGUCUUCACUUACACCAACGGCGGCGACGGAGUUGUUUAUACCAUUACCGCUGCGGGCGUCAAGGGAUCUAGUGGUGGUUCAGGUUCAGGCUCUGGCUCUGGUUCAGGCUCUGGUUCAGGCUCUGGUUCAGGCUCUGGUUCAGGAUCGGGAUCAGGAUCGGGAUCAGGCUCUGGCGACUCUCAAACUACGGGCUCUGGCAAUGGAGCCGCAUCGACCGGAAGCUCUGCACAAGACAGCACCGCGGCUGCGGCGAGCCCAACCAAGACUGGAUCUGGCAAGAAUGGUGCCGGAGUGGUUGGUGCAAGCCUCUACUUGGUAGCAGCGGCGAUGGCCAUGCCUAUCCUUGCUUGUUUUUAGACGUUAAAUAGAUAUACAAUAGAUCCGAUAAUCAAUAAUUUACAACGCUUC
Molecule: messenger RNA, 1323 nt
Organism: Trichoderma virens Gv29-8
Lineage: Eukaryota; Fungi; Ascomycota; Sordariomycetes; Hypocreales; Hypocreaceae
Exons: 3
Coding region: 1-1272 (423 amino acids)
Source: RefSeq, a predicted model, not a curated record